This is a messenger RNA of Anolis sagrei ordinatus, 1723 nucleotides long. RefSeq names its product uroplakin 1B (gene UPK1B). Gene Ontology annotation, cellular component: membrane. NCBI's taxonomy places the organism in Eukaryota, Metazoa, Chordata, Lepidosauria, Squamata, Anolidae. The record is from RefSeq and is a predicted model, not a curated record.
ACAGGUUGGGUCAGAUCUAGGGCUGUCUCAUGUGAUGUGCCCCUCACCAAUCAUCUGCCAUCACUCUUGGGUGCUUUGGGCUCUUUUAAAGGGUGGCUGAGGGGGAACACGUUGAAUGCUGCGUAGGAGUGCUGAGCCUGAAACAGUGGAAGAAGCAGAGUGGAAAAUUGCAAGACAAGUUUAAAAUGGCAAAAGGUGAUACUGGGGUGAGAUGCUUCCAAGCCCUACUGAUCAUGGGGAAUGUUAUUUUGGGGUGUUGUGGCCUUGCACUGAUGGCGGAGUGCAUAUACUUCGUCUCAGAUCAACACUCAGUGUACCCAUUACUGGAAGCUACUGACAAUGAUGACAUCUUUGGAGCUGCCUGGAUUGGGAUCUUCACUGGUUUCUGUUUCUUCUGUCUUGCUGUCCUGGGCAUUGUUGGUGUCUUGAAGUCAAAUAGAACAAUGUUACUGGUGUAUAUCCUCCUGAUGAUGGUUGUCUUUGCCUUUGAAGUUGCCUCUAGCAUCACAGCUGUAGUGCAUCGAGACUUCCUCACACCCAACCUCUUCAUGAAGCAAAUGUUGGAGAAAUAUCAGAAUCCAAAUCCAGUCAACAAUGAUGACAGAUGGAAGAGUGAUGGUAUCACCAGGACAUGGAACCGUCUUAUGGUGCUGGAUAAUUGCUGUGGUGUGACUGGCCCAAGAGACUGGCAGAACUAUACCUCUGUUUUCAGGACAGUGAGCAAUGAUGCAGACUUUCCCUGGCCACGGCAGUGCUGUGUUAUAGAUGUCCUAGGAAAGCCAACCAACUUAGAUGGCUGCAAAUUGGGAGUGACUGGGUAUUACCAUGAAACAGGCUGCUAUGAUACCAUUUCUGGUCCAAUGAACAGACAUGCUUGGGGUGUUGCCUGGUAUGGAUUUGCCGUUCUUUGCUGGGCUACCUGGGUCCUUCUUUGUACGAUGUUCUACUGGAGCCGAAUUGAAUAUUAAUAUAAGCAGUGUCUGGUCUAUUUGUUGUCCAUGAAAGAUUUAUUUGCUUUUGGUAACGUGAUGGCUGUGUGAUGCAUUUUCCACUGGAUGUUCUGAAGAUCUCUCUUGAACCCUUCCUUCCCUUUUGCAAAGUAGUCCCCUUCUCAUUCGGCAUUUCAAACAGGCUUUGAUACCCACAAGCUGGAAAAUGAAUCAUCUACUCUGUGUGCAGAAAUAAUUGUCUCUGUGUUAAACACCAUUGGUUGAGUAUGCAAUGCCUAGAGGUAGCAAUGCAGGAAGACCCGACUCCAAAUACAUCAAUCAAUUUGAAGCCAAUUGUCUGGAGCAAGUAUGUUUCAAGAUGAAAUGCUCCAUCAAGUAUUACUGAAGUCAUUUCCCUUUUCUCUGUGACUGUGUGUUGUCCUUUAUUUCCACUGCAACGUAUGAACAGCUUCUAAAAGGAACCUAUCAUCAGUCGACAUGUGCAAGACAAGAAACAAUUUUAUUUACAUGACCCUAGAAAAUUUGACUCCAAAGAUUGUUAGUUGGUUUGUUGCACUGAUCAUUGAACUACAUUUGUGACACUAUUAAGGGCUACCUCUUUUUUGUUGAUCACCGAUAUCUAAGCAAAAUGGCAUAUAUCCUAUAGUACUUUGCCAAACCAGUCCAUGUAAUUCUUAUGAACCAUUGGUUUUGGAGGUUUUUCUUUUGUUUUUUUAAGCAACAGAACUUAGGAGAAUUGUAUUUGCAAAUCUAUUAAAAGAACUUAUUUUCAA